Messenger RNA from Spirodela intermedia, 1452 nucleotides. The record is from the annotation of a GenBank genome assembly. NCBI's taxonomy places the organism in Eukaryota, Viridiplantae, Streptophyta, Magnoliopsida, Alismatales, Araceae.
AUGUCAUCUUCGAUGGACGCCGAGCUCCUGGACUCCGACAUGGGGCUCGAGUACGACCUGCACGAGUCGGACUUUGGGGACGAUGGUCUGGAGGAGGGAUCCGAAGAAGAAGAGGAUGACGAGGCGAUGGACGAGCCCCUGAUCGCCGCCAGGAAGGACGGAGACAUGAUCGAGAGCUACGACAGGAGGGAGCUGAUCUCGAAUGAGGUGAGCUCCUACAUGGAGCCCGUGGAGGGUAUGGAGUUUGACAGCGAGGAAUGCGCAAGGGCCUUCUACGCCUCCUAUGCCCGCCAUGCCGGAUUCCGUGUCCGCUCCAGCAAGUCCCGCCGCUCCGUCGGCGACGGCGCCGUCGUGUGCCGCCAGUUCGUCUGCUCCAGGGAGGGCUUCUACAUGGAGCGGCCCCAAGGCGGCGGCAGGGAGCAGGCCGAGGUGAUCGCCGGUGUGGGCUGCAUGGCGAGGCUCGUGGUGAGGAGGCAGCCCUCGGGGCGGUGGGUCGUGUCCAAGUUCGAGAGGGAGCACAACCACGAUCCUCUGGAGAACGUAGCCCUGCGGAAGGUUGAUCUCAGGCCCUUGCAGGCCUCGGAGAUGAAGAAGGUGGAGGGCUCUCUGCAGCAGGCGGAGAGCCCUCCCGAGAAGAGCGCGGUCUUCGCCUCGCCCUGUGGGAACCCCGAGCUAGAACCCUACGAGGGCAUGGAGUUCUCGUCGGAAGAGGCCGCGCGGGCCUUCUACUAUACCUACGCCAAGGACAUGGGAUUCACUGUGAGGAUCAGCAAGUGCAGGCGAGCCCGCGACGGGUCGAUCGUCUGCAGGCGGUUCGUCUGCUCCAAGGAGGGCUACUACGUGAGGAAAUAUGGGAGAACCAAGCGCUCCCGGGCGUUGACCAGGGUCGGGUGCCUGGCCAGACUCAUAGUGAAGAAGCUGGACUCUGGGGUGUGGGUGGUCACCAAUUUUGACAAGGAGCACAAUCACCCGCCGUUUGUCCAAGGGACGGAGUUGACCUACGAGCCGCCUAAGCCCGCGAGGCGCAUCAAUCGCGGCGCCCGUUUGACCUUGGAGAGCCCCGCGUUGCCCGCGCUGUCCAAGCCGGAGGCCGACCUCCAAGGAAGUCAGAGCCCCGUGUCGUGGCGAUUCAGCAAGCUUCACCAAGAGGGAAUCAAGUUUGCCGAGGAGGGUUCGUCGUCUGUGGAAGUCUUCAACGUCGCCAUGUUUGCUCUCCGGGAAGCUUCCCAGAAGGUGAUCGCUGCCAAGAGCGGCGUCUUGAGAGCUCCUCAGACUGGCAAUGACGGACAGCACAGCUGGCCGAACGACCCGGGCAAUCAGCAGGGUCCGAACGAAGGUAGGCGGCCGCCUUCUCUGAGCGAUCUCGCUUUGAUUUUCUCAGCUUUCGAGAACGGUUCCUGCGACGCAGUCCUCCUUCCUUCAGGCGCCAGAAAAGCAGCGGCUAAACAUUAG